This is a messenger RNA of Oncorhynchus gorbuscha (pink salmon), 2366 nucleotides long. Its product is annotated as serine/threonine-protein kinase pdik1l-like. Gene Ontology annotation, biological process: axon extension; protein autophosphorylation; autophagy. Bases 386 to 1411 code for a protein of 341 amino acids. Gene Ontology annotation, cellular component: cytoplasm; autophagosome. NCBI's taxonomy places the organism in Eukaryota, Metazoa, Chordata, Actinopteri, Salmoniformes, Salmonidae. The record is from RefSeq and is a predicted model, not a curated record. The transcript is spliced from 3 exons. Gene Ontology annotation, molecular function: protein serine/threonine kinase activity; ATP binding.
UGUAAUGAAUGUGAGAGGCACAGUGACUGUACACUUUGGGAGGGAGUUGUCAGGGCAAAAAUCCAUUGGCAUGAAUGUAAAACUAUGCAAUGAACGGGGGCACAAUUGUUAUUUUCUAUUUCAGCUAGAGAGGGUUGCUUAAAAGGGGGGCAGUAUUUCCCAUUUUCGCUUCUACAGAGCACACAGUCUGUGUUGUUUUAGUGGCGAGUCAAGCAAGCGGGCGCGCGCUGUUGAUGGGGUACUUGAGCUGCAGAUUUGCUCAGCACGCUCACGGAACUUGUCUAUCUGCGCGACAACGUGUUUGGCUGAGUGGUGGCUAAUGGCUGCCAUAGAAAGUGAGAAAGACAACAACAAAUGAAUCCUUGAGAGAAGACGAAAACAGAGGAUGGUGAGCAGCCAGCCGAAGUAUGAGCUGAUCCAGGAGGUGGGGCGUGGCAGCUACGGUGUGGUGUACGAGGCGGUGGUGAAACGCACUGGAGCCCGGAUGGCCGUGAAGAAGAUCCGCUGUCACAGCCCAGAGAAUGUAGAGUUGGCCCUCAGGGAAUUCUGGGCCCUGAGCAGUAUCCAGAGCCAGCACCCCAAUGUCAUCCACCUUGAGGAGUGUGUCCUGCAGAGAGAUGACCUGGCUCAGAGGAUGAGCCAUGGGUCCAGCUCCCCACUAUACCUAGAGCUGGUGGAGACAUCUCUGAAGGGAGAGAUUACCUUUGACCCCUGCUGUGCCUACUACCUGUGGUUUGUCAUGGACUUCUGUGACGGAGGAGACAUGAAUGCUUACCUGUUGUCCCGUAAACCCAGCCGCAAGACCAACACCAGCUUCAUGCUGCAGUUAGGAAGUGCCCUGGCCUUCCUCCACCGAAACCAGAUCAUUCACCGGGACCUGAAGCCUGACAACAUCCUCAUCUCCCAGGGAAGGACCUUGGCUGGAACCCCCGAGCCUACCCUGAAGGUUGCCGACUUCGGCCUAUCCAAGGUCUGCUCCACGUCGGGUCUUAACCCUGAGGAACCAGCAUCUGUCAACAAGUGUUUCCUUUCCAUGGCGUGCGGCACAGACUUCUACAUGGCUCCAGAGGUGUGGGAGGGCCACUACACGGCUAAAGCAGACAUCUUUGCCCUGGGCAUCAUCAUCUGGGCCAUGGUGGAGCGCAUCACGUUCGUGGAUGUGGAGACUCAGAAAGAGCUCCUGGGAAGCUACGUGCAGCAGGGGGAGGAGAUUGUGCCCCUCGGGGAGGCGCUCCUGGAGAACCCAAAGAUGGAGCUGUUGAUCCCUGCCAGGAUGAAGAGCAUGAAUGCCGGCAUGAAACAGCUUAUCAGGGAGAUGCUGUCGUUCAACCCUCAGGAGAGGCCUGAUGCCUUUGAACUGGAGCUCCGACUGGUCAGGAUCGCCUGCAGAGAGCUCGACUGGGACACGUGAUAAUGGGGGUGGAUAGGAGGGGAGAGGACCAUGGGACUUGUAGUCACAAUGUCAAGAACAUGUAUCUAGGCCUAAUUCACCACUGUUUGCUCUUGUGACGGAGGCCACACAAAUAUUAUUAUUUUUCGCUCUCUCUCUCGCUCGCUCUCUCUCUCUGGGAACAAUUCAAAGUUUGCAAAGAUUUUGGCUUUGCAGUUGGAUAUUGGAUCGGAAGUACUGGUAAACCUAGCUCAACAGGUUGACAGCCAGUCUGUAAAAUGUUUUGUUUUGAAUGUUAACAUGGCAAGGCUGUCCAUAAGCACAUUCAGCUGUCUGUCUUGCAGAAGGAGAUGCGUUGCUAGCUACCCCACUGCUACUGGUUUAGGUUAACCUGUUAAAGUUGACUCUGUAGUUUGCCUACAAAUGCUACCCCAGACUCUGUGGUAAUAUUCAUACUAAAGUUAUGAUACAGGGAGACUAUCCUGUUAUGAUAUGGAUGCAAUUAUACACACAGGUCUACACCUCAGUGAUCGUAAACUGUGUACGGCUGGUUUUACCAGAAUUCUGUGACCACACCCUGCUCUUCCCUUUCAACAAACAUGCACACGCACACUUCCCACUGCUCAGGUAAAAAUGAAGAUAUACUGUUUGUUGGGAUUUGUAGACAAACAGCUGUUUUUGAAGAGAGAGCAACAUGACAUCAGAGGCCUGUGUAUUCUGAGCUGGCCCUGAGCCAACUAUGGGAAUUAGGCUUGUGGGAGCUGACAGUCUUGGUAUGCCAGUGCAGACCUAACCUAGCAAUUCCCAGCCCAGUGCAGACCUAACCGAGAAAUUCCCAGCCCAGUGCAGACCUAACCUAGCAAUUCCCAGCCCAGUGCAGACCUAACCUAGCAAUUCCCAGCCCAGUGCAGACCUAACCUAGCAAUUCCCAGCCCAGUGCAGACCUAACCUAGCAAUUCCCAGCCCAGUGCAGACC